Messenger RNA from Puccinia triticina, 3087 nucleotides. RefSeq lists its product as uncharacterized. The coding region runs from base 1 to 3087 and encodes 1028 amino acids. Lineage: Eukaryota; Fungi; Basidiomycota; Pucciniomycetes; Pucciniales; Pucciniaceae. The transcript has 5 exons. The record is from RefSeq and is a predicted model, not a curated record.
AUGAGUGCCCGCUCAUCCACCUGGUCCGAGUCUGCAUCCUCAGAGCUCGACCCGCUCUUCCUCUCGCUCAAGGAGCCUGCAACCCCACGAAACACCCGCCACCGUCUCUCCCAUGGCCUCUCCCCGCCCUCCUCGCUCAGCGACUCGCCCCCGGCCCUGCCCGCCACCGUCAACUUCCCGCUCCCGCCCCGCAGGCUCCGUCCAGGCGAGCUCAUCGGCAUCCCCGAGCCCAUCGCCGCCGCCAUCUCGCCCACCCACCGCACCGAAACCCUGCUGGCCCCGGUCUCGCUCUAUGGCGUGGCCAUCGGCGGCAACAACCCGAUCAAGACCAACCCGGCCAUCAACGGCCGCGCCGAGGUCAAGACCGCCGGCCUGACCUCGCUCGAUCUGAGGAAGAUGAGCCUCCGGAACCGCUCCAGCGGCUCCAUCUCCCACAUCCCGCCCCUGCCCCCCCCUCCAGAAACAAUCAGCCUGCGCGCCCGGAACCCGAGCCGGAUGCUUGCCCCUCAUCUCCCCCCCUCCGUCCACUCCCCCCCCGCCCGGUCCUACUCCCACGACCAGCCUGCCCUGCCUCGCUACCAGCCUGCGCUGAGCCGCUCGGCCACCCAGCUACCACCCACUCACUCGAUCGACAGGCCCGCUCGUCCGGUCCCUCGACUACCCCCCACCCGGCUGGCCUACCAGAGCCUCAGCUAUAAUCUUACCAACACCCCCGAGCCUUUCUCCACAGGCAGACAUCCCCUCUCCGAGGCCAUCCCCUCUGAUCUGAACAUCAACCCCAACUCCCUCCUUCGUCGCCAUCCCCUGCUUUCCUCCUCCCCCAUAACUCAGAAUGAGCCUGACAGCCUACCACUAACGAUGUAUUCAGAACUAGGAAAAAUCACAGAUAGGUCCAACGGUCGCAUCAAAUUCGCUCCCCUUCCCAAUAAGCCAAACCCUGGUGGUCUCUCAGUCUCCCCAUCUCUCAACCUUUCCGAAUCACAGAAUAACAAUCCGUCAAGGCAGAGCCCGAGGAAAAAGGCUGCUUGGAUUCAGCGCUGGCUCACACCUGCGACGAAACCUUUGGCAGCCAAACCCAAACCGGACAUCUCCUUACCGGUACCUGAGACUUUGAUCCUUACGGGUACUGGAGCGGCCAAGAGCACCGCUUUAGUAUCUGCGCCAACCGUCAAGCGUCGGAGCAGUGUGAAUGAUCAAGAGAGCCCUCUGAAGCCUGCAGUGAGACGCGAGCGGCCCCGCUCUCGCUCCUUCUCGGCAGCCCGACCGAGCUUGGGUAUGGUCGCCAGCCUGGUCCGCACGCCCUCCCGUUCCAUUCAAGACACCGUCACAUCGGGCAAACAUCUGCUUACCGGCUCCCAGUGUAUCGUCAGUCCGGUCAGAGCGCAUUCCCUGCACAACCUCAUAGGGUUUCAUCCAGUCGCAGAAUGCCCCCCGAACCCUAGCUCGAGUCCACAGCCACCUCCAAGCUCAGAAGUACCGGCUGAGAACAGUAAGAUAACGCUCGGGAACACCACUCAAUCUGAGCUCACCCAUGCCACGGAUGUCGGGAACCUUCAGCAUGUCCCAAUAGCCAUGUCCAACGAAGAGGAGGAGGCAGACAGAUCGGCGAAGACGAAAAAGAAGCGGGAGAUUCGUUUCCGAAAUACCUUGGAAUUGAUCCCCGACCUGGUCUUUCCAGAUUCCCCACUUGAAGAGACCCACCCUGUGGAGAGCCCAGCCCAGGCCCGUAGCGAGCCUUUUGGCUACCAGGCGAGCCAGCCUGACAUACACGCCAUGGAUCUGAUGGGUGCUGAUCACAAGAGACGCAAGACCCCGAUGAAGAACCUCGGCCUGUUCAACCACCUGCGCAGGCCUCGAACGGCCGAUACGUACACCGGUGACGAGCCGUCCGGAGCUAGCCGUGCCCAUGAAUAUGGCCGCAGGACUCUCCAGCCUCUCGGCUCCUCGCUCUCUCACCCUGUCAUUCAGCCCAUGGCCGCCCUCCUGCCCAUCAAGAGCCGCAACAAUCAGCAGCUUGCUGUCCCUGCUGAGGACGGCGUCAGCCUCGCCAGCAGGAAACUCGCCCCCAAGAUCAAUCUCACCUUUGUCGACUUGGACCAUCACAUCGGCUCCAGGUUCUCGGUUAAUACUCUGCUCAGGGAAGUUCACAAGUCAUUGCCAGAUGUCAAACCGAAUGAAGACAGUGAUCAUGAUAGUCAGGGGCCAUCCAACAUUGGCCAACGUCCUAGCCAACCGACCCGGCUCGAGAAUCCAGCACGACAAUUCUCGGACCCGGUGACCCGACAGGAGAUAGAGCUUCAGCGUCAGGAACCGCAGGGCUCGGGGAGCGAGCUGCGCUCAGACGGACGGGAUGGAUCAUCCUCAGAGAAUCUAGGAAGCCCGACGACGGCGACGAGCGUGUCGAAUCCGACGGAGGUGGAGACGGCCGAGCCGAUGGUGCACCACAGCGGGCACGACUCGAUCAUUGAGGUGGUGAAGACGAACGGAGCGGAUGUGGUCUUCCAGAUGGUGGUUCCGGUCGCCGGGCCGGUGGCCAAGCCGACGCAGCCGCGCCAGCCCGGUCGACGGAAGGAGGCGGCCAGCAGCCGGCUCGAGGUGCCCGAGAUGGCCCACGAGGAGGACGCACUGACGGUGAUCUCGGAGCGCCUGGUGGCCCUGAACAAGUCGAUCGAGGCCCACGAGGGCCAGCGUAACAGUCGGGCCCAGACGCCCGACCAGCAGCAGCAGAGUCUUCCCGUCCGACGCAGCCCCAGCUCCAGUAGAUCUCCCGCCCCACUCCUUCCUGCUGCUCCUGGCGUCGUCACUCGUCGCAAAACUAAGCGCAUCGAAAACUGGCUCUCCAACGUCCCCUCCCCUCAAACCUCCCCCGCUCCAACCGUCCACGAAUUCUUCCCCCAAAGCCAACACUCCGACCAGAUCCUCCAUCAUAACCAGCUCCUCCUCUCCACCAGACUCCAUCAGGAAGUCCUCGACCAUCCCGACCUCCUCGAUUGCCCCGAGUCCCCUAUCGAUAAACUCCAUCGCCAUUUGCCCUCAAGACUGACCAUGCAUCGAACCUCCCGCUCUCCAACUCCCACCCGCGCUUGA